Acipenser ruthenus (sterlet) is the source of this 5948-nucleotide messenger RNA. Its product is annotated as endothelin-converting enzyme 1-like. Gene Ontology annotation, molecular function: metalloendopeptidase activity. Gene Ontology annotation, cellular component: plasma membrane. The record is from RefSeq and is a predicted model, not a curated record. Gene Ontology annotation, biological process: peptide hormone processing. NCBI's taxonomy places the organism in Eukaryota, Metazoa, Chordata, Actinopteri, Acipenseriformes, Acipenseridae.
AGCAACAGUGUCUCUCUCGCUGGGGUACAGGCGUUCGGUCUAUUUAACAGCAAGAGCUUGCAUUCUCAGUCUUCUAGGACUGAACAUCGCUGCGGGAAGGAAACACAACCACCACAACCAGUAACAAGGCAGUCAGUCGAGAUCGUGAUGUCUGCCUAUAAGCGGGCCACGUUUGAGGAGGAUGACCUUGUGGACUCUCCAGUAGAUGAGGUGUACCCCAACGGGAUGCAGGUAAGUUUUGGUGGUGCAAGCCGCAGUCGGAGAUGCUGGUCAGACCGGACGCACGUUGAGAAGAAGCUACUAGUAAUCGUGGGAGUGCUGUCUGUCUGUCUGCUGGCCUGUAUAUUUGUUCUGAGCCUGCGCUACAGGAACGCUCACCCCCAACUCUGCCUGUCUGAGUCCUGUAUCAAGGUUGCUAGCUCUAUCCUGGGCUCUCUGGACCGCACUGUGGACCCCUGCCAGGACUUUUACUCCUUCGCCUGUGGGAGCUGGGUGAAGACCAACCCCCUGCCUGACGGCCACUCCCGCUGGGGCACAUUCAACAGCCUGUGGGAGCACAACCAAGCUAUCAUGAAGCACCUGCUGGAGAACACCACCAUGAACGGGACGAGCGAGGCCGAGCGCAAAGCACAGAGGUACUUCCAGUCCUGUAUGAACGAGCAGAAGAUAGAGGAGCUGGGAGCACAGCCCCUCAAAGACCUGAUCAACCAGACUGGGGGCUGGAAUGUGACUGGUCACUGGGAUAAAGAUAACUUCCAGGAGGUGCUGCGCAUUGUCUCUGCACAAUACCGCACCUCGCCCUUCUUCUCAGUGUACGUCAGCACAGACUCCAAGAACUCCAACAGCAACAUCAUCCAGGUAGACCAGUCAGGGCUGGGAUUGCCCUCUAGAGAUUACUACCUCAACAAGACUGUCAAUGAGAAGAUACUGACGGCCUACCUGAACUUCAUGGUGGAGCUGGGAGUGCUCCUGGGGGGAGAGGAGGCCUCUACGCGGGGGCAGAUGCAGCAGAUCCUGGACUUGGAGACCGCCCUCGCCAACAUCACCAUUCCCCAGGAGCAGCGCAGAGAUGAGGAGCUCAUCUACCACAAAGUCACGGCCAGAAAGCUGCAGGCUCUGGCCCCGGCAAUAGACUGGAUGCCCUUCCUCUCAGCUGUGUUUGCCCCUGUGCAGCUGAACGAUUCGGAGCAGGUGGUCAUUUACGCACCAGAGUACCUGCAGAGAGUCUCGGAUCUCAUCAACAGCACCGACAAGAGUGUCCUCAAUAACUACAUGAUCCUGAAUGUUGUGCGCAAGACGGCCUCCAGCCUGGACCACAGAUUUCAGGACGCACAGGAUAAGUUUCUUGAGGCCAUGUAUGGGAUCAAGAAGAGCUGCACCCCCCGGUGGAAACUGUGUGUCAGUGACACGGGCGCCCUGGGAUUCGCACUGGGAGCCAUGUUUGUGAAGGCCACCUUCGCAGAAGACAGCAAGAAGAUUGCUGAAGAGAUGAUUACUCAAAUUAAAACAGCCUUCGAAGACAGUCUGCAGUACGUGGGCUGGAUGAAUGUAGAGACCAGGAAAGCUGCUAAGGAAAAGGCCGAUGCAAUCUACAACAUGAUUGGGUACCCCAAAUUCAUCAUGGAUUCCAAGGAGCUGGAUAAAGUGUUUAAUGACUACACAGUGGUGUCAGACCUCUACUUCCAGAACGUGAUGCAGUACUACAACUUCUCUGCCCGGGUAACUGCCGACCAGCUGAGGAAAGCUCCCAACCGUGAACAGUGGAGUAUGACCCCUCCAACGGUCAACGCCUACUACUCCCCCACAAAGAACGAGAUGGUCUUCCCUGCCGGGAUCCUGCAAGCCCCCUUCUACACCAGGACCUGGCCCAAGGCGCUUAAUUUUGGUGGGAUCGGAGUUGUCAUGGGGCACGAACUGACCCACGCUUUUGAUGAUGAAGGCCGGGAGUAUGACAAGGAGGGGAACCUGAGGCCCUGGUGGAACAACGCGUCCAUUGAGGCCUUCAAGAAGCAGACUGAGUGCAUGGUGGAGCAGUACGGCAACUACAGCAUCAACCGCGAGGCCAUGAACGGAAAGCACACGCUGGGAGAGAACAUCGCCGACAACGGGGGGCUCAAGGCGGCCUACAAGGCCUAUGAGAGCUGGACCAGGAAGCAUGGGGAGGAGGAGGAGCUUCCGUCGCUGGGGUUGACCAAUCAGCAGCUGUUCUUUGUUGGUUUUGCACAGGUGUGGUGCUCUGUUCGGACUCCAGAAAGUUCCCACGAGGGCAUGAUAACGGACCCCCACAGCCCAUCGCGUUUCCGAGUCAUUGGCACAGUGUCUAAUUCUCAGGAAUUCUCCAAGCACUUCCACUGUCCAGCUGGCUCACCCAUGAACCCUGCCAGGAAGUGUGAGCUCUGGUGAGCCUUCCCUCCCUGGACCAGCACAGAAAGCCACAUGCUGGAUUCCAAAUAAGGAGGCACUGGAUCUUUGACUUUCCAGGACUGCAGACAAUCUUCAGAACCACUAUGACCUUAUACGUUCAGAUGUCAUUCGGCAGCUCUUUCAAUAGCUGAAAUAAUAUAUAAAUAUAUAUAUAUAAUUAUAUAUAUAUAUAUAUAUAUAUAUAUAUAUAUAUAUAUACACUUCAAUAUAUAUUUUUUUUUUUUUUUUGGAACUACGUGAACAUUUUUGACAAAACAAUAAUUCUCUAAUACAAUGAAAAAGAGAAAAAAAAAAACACUGGAUACUGCGACUACUGUUUUUUUAAAGAAAAGUAUUUAUUUUCUGGCAUUUUACUAUCCAUGGAUUCUUAAUUGUGUUACCAACCCCAUCUUGGAAUUCUCUGUUGUCUCUUCAUAAGCCAGCCUGACAAGUGUGAUUUCUGAAUGUACCAUGAAGGUGUCGCUGACAAAAUUGGAGAGAUCAUACAUACAGCAGCUGGUAACAGUUGAAAACCGGGCUGCAAAUCCAUACAUAUUUCAACAGGAUAGCUAGGGCAAGUUUCUGUAAGAUGGGAAUUUGCCAUGCGUAUAUUUGCAGAAAUAAGCUUGUCUAUUUCAACAUUCUUAUUUAUUCCAUGAUGUAACAGUUCUCCAUGUGACCUCUAUCUUCAAACAAUAUCAUCUUUCAUAAUUAUAAAAUCUCAGUAGUUUAAAAUAUGAUAAAGGAAUGGAUGCAAAGUAGAGAAAUGUACCUUAAAAUAAGCAAGAUUGCCGACCAUAAAUUCAGUACACAUGGAAAAAUUAAGACUGGUUAUAGACACGUUCAUUUCUUCAAAUAUACCCUGUGGUAGUUACCUUAAAUAUGAAACAACUAUUACAGUAAUCGUUUCAUUUUUGGCUGUCACUGUUAUGCAAACUUCCCAUCGUAUAGACCCUUGUCCUUUUUGGGCUUGUUUACAUUUUAGCCAGGAAAAUUAUUUUCAGAAAAUCUAAAUUCAUUUAAAAAAAAAAAAAGAAAAAAAAAGUGAAUGAGGGGAAUCUAUUCUGGUGCCUUAUAGAUGUUUUAAUCAAAUCCAAAGAGAAAAAAAAAAAAAAAUCUCCACAUUCUCUCUGCUUUAUGAAUUGUAUAUUUUCCUAAAAUGCUUUUUCCUAGCUGAAAGUUCAUUCAAUUAGUAAUAAAAAUGAACACAUCAAGCAAAGAACAGUGUUGGUUUCACAAACCCUGGCUACCUUGGCAAGGUGGUCUCAGAUCACUGCUAAGCAGGGUCUGUGAAACCAGCUGUUACAAUCAAAAUGUUUAUCAUUUUAAAAUGUCAAACUAUUCAAACGUUGUUAGUCUUGUUAUUUAACAGUCGGCCUUGCUGAUUCUGAGAUCUUUCAAGAUGAGGAGCUCCUGGAGAGCUGAAGACAGUCUGCCCCCUGGUGUUAUAUGUGGAGUACCGCCUUGGUAAUGCAGGGUGUGGUUAAGUAUGUUAUUUUUGACAAAAGGCCUUUCUUUACACUACAGUGCUAACAGAGGUAUUAAGACAAUGGUCAUAUUACUCUGUAAUGACUCUGGGUAGAUGCCUUAGCAACUGUUUUUUUUUUGUUUUUUGUUUUUUGUUUUUUGUUUUUUAAUUUAAGCGUUAUUAUAUCAAACUUAACUGACAGAAGACCGCUCUAACUUUUUUUUUAGUUUUUUUGAAAUGAACUAUAACACUAACUCAAAAGUAACAGCUUUAGACUCUGUUCGAACCACUAAAUUAAAUUUCUGAGUUUUUUUUUUGUUUCGUUUUCUGGUCUGGUGGUUUUGAGUAAAUACUCGAAGUGUACAGUGAGCUUUUAUGUGACUCGAAACAGCUUUCAAGACUGCUUAGGUCUCCAUUGAGAAAAAAAGAAAAAAACAGCAUUCACAUCAGUUUCAUUUCCUGUUUUGAAUGCAAAGCAAAUUCACAACUUUAAAUAGAGCCUCCUACCUUGUGAUCCUAUUUGUUAUUUUGGUUUGAGGAAACCGUAGACUGUGGUAGCAGAUGCAAUCUUCAAAUCUUUUGCGCUCUUCUCCAUUUAAUUAAAAGAAAAAAUUGUGUGUAUAUAUAUAUAUAUAUAUAUAUAUAUAUAUAUAUAUAUAUAUAUAUAUAUAUAUAUAUAUAUAUAUAUAUAUAUAUAAAUAUUUAUUCUUUAUAUAUAUAUUUCAUUCAAAGUGGACAGCUCUACAUUGAUAUUAUGCUUAUUUUUUUCUGAUGCCAGUUUUGAUGUUUAAUCAAACAAGUUAUUUACCUGCAUGUGUUACUUCUGAUUUGCAGGCCUGUCUUUUGAGGUCUCAUUUAGUGACCUGGACCUGUCAAGCUAGGACAUCUCGCCCAUUAAACAAUUCAAAUAACGCAAAAUACCUAAUGCUGAAAUAAACGUAUUAAACUCAAUGGCAAACGUUUUGAUUAGAAGUUUUUCUCAAUGUCUUAAUAAAUUAAAUUUAAGUUCCCAUUGUCUAGUAAAAUUCCCAGCUCUUUUGCAGUGUGCAGGGUCGCCACUUUGCACCCAGCUUGCACCCUAUUACAGUAACACAAAAUCAAAUGCAUUUCAACCAGUGUGCCACCAGCAGCAUCCCUAAUGCACUCCAUGAGCCAGGCAUUUUACUAGGUGACUCACUCAGGACUUUGAGGUUGAUUUGAUUCUUUCCAGGAUUUCAAAGCAUUUUAUAAUCCUGGGGAAUCCACCUGGAUAGUAAUGUAGAGGAAAUGCCAGGAAUACCCAGAGAUAGGUGAUUCCCCAGUGCUGUAAAAUGGUCUAACAGAAUGUGGACUGGUGGGGUAUAAUUUGAUCAAAUUAAACCCUUAGAUUUACUCAUGUUUUUGGAAGGGUAUUAGACCUGGUUGGGCACAGAGGGGAAAAUUAAGAAAAAAUAUGGUGUUUUAAAAGAUUGAACUUCUGUUUUAUAUUUUUGUAUUAUUCCUAAACCUAGCAGAUGCAAAGUGUUUUAUAUAAGCUGCACUCAAUAAAACAUUCUUCCUUCUCUCGGUAGUGGGAAACCCAGCACAAGUUGAAAGUUUCAGUGCUGGACAGUUUUUGAGUGAUUUUCCAUUUCCUUUGUUUUCAAGACAUUUGAGAAACCACUGGGCUAAGAUGCUAUCUUCAUUUACCAGGAAAGAUGAAUGCAAAACUUGUAUAGCUCACAGCACAAACAGCCCCAUGUUCAGACAUCAGAAAGAAGAUUGUUCUACAGAAAUGAUGUGUUGCUAAACUUGAGUGUACCUAUUUGUGCACUGCAGCUCUUCCUUGCGUGUGUACAGCUCUUUUUCUUUCCAAUGUGAUGACGAAUGAUAUCUGUGAACACUAAACUCUGAUUUACCGCUUACUUUUGUUAAUGAUGCAUUUUGUUGCUGACAUUUGUGUUCGUUUUGCUGCCUUUUUUAUUUAAAAAAAUGUUGCCUACUUUUUUUAUACCACUUUAUUGUUUGUGUGUAUAUAUUUGUAUAUUGCGUGUGUAUAUGUGUACCCUCAAAUAUAAACACUGCCAAAAAAAAUUGCAUUAAAAUAAGUAUUCCAUAA